CAAGGUUCCACCAAUCGCAGCUCCCCAUGUCAUUCUACAGCCCUUCACCAGGCGCCGAAAUGCUUAAGGACUAGGUUUGUCCUAAGCGCGGUUCCGUCUUGAAGGCCCGAACGCGUCAAGUGUGUGGGGGGGGGGGCGGCAGCGGAGAAGAAGAGCCGGAGAGAGUCCUGGACGCCAAGCCGAAGCCGGGCGGCACUUAGCAGCAGGCGGAAGGGGAGGCCGGGGCGAUGGCGGCGGCCGGAGGAGCCUAUGAGAACCUAAAGCUACACAUAACACCAGAAAAGUUUUAUGUGGAAGCUUGCGAUGAUGGAGCAGAUGAUGUACUUGCUAUUGACAGAGUCUCCACAGAGGUCACGCUUACAGUUAAGAAAGAUGUUCCGCCUUCAGCUGUGACUAGACAAAUAUAUGGUAUUUUGGGAACAAUACGUCUAGUAGCAGGCACAUACCUUAUUGUAAUAACAAAAAAGAGAAAAAUAGGUGACUUUUUCAAUCAUGCUGUCUGGAAAGCAACAGACUUUGACAUCCUCUCUUACAAAAAGACAAUGCUACAUUUAACUGAUAUUCAGUUACAGGACAAUAAAGUGUUUUUAGCAAUGCUUAGCCAUGUGUUGAACAUGGAUGGAUUUUAUUUCUCUACAACAUAUGACUUAACGCACACUCUACAACGGUUGGCUAAUACAAGUCCGGAGUUUCAAGAAAUGAGCUUGCUGGAGAGGGCAGAUCCACGGUUUGUAUGGAAUGGACAUCUUCUUAGAGAAUUUGCUGCUCAGCCUGAGAUCCAUAGGUUUGCCAUUCCAGUUAUGCAUGGCUUUGUUGUUAUGCAUUCUUGUUCCAUUAAUGGGAAAUACUUUGACUGGAUUCUUAUUUCUCGAAGAAGUUGUUUCAGAGCUGGUGUACGCUACUAUGUGAGAGGUAUUGAUUCGGAAGGACAUGCAGCUAAUUUUGUAGAAACGGAACAAAUUGUACAUUACAAUGGGAGCAAAGCUUCUUUUGUCCAGACACGAGGAUCAAUUCCGUUUUUCUGGUCACAGAGACCAAACCUCAAAUAUAAACCAAAGCCCCAAAUCAGCAAAACAGUCAAUCACAUGGAUGGCUUCCAAAGACACUUUGACUCGCAGAUUAUUAGCUAUGGAAAACAAAUGAUUGUUAACCUGGUUAAUCAGAAGGGCUCAGAAAAGCCUCUUGAGCAAACGUUUGCAAAAAUGGUAAACAGCUUGGGAAAUGGAAUGGUCAGAUAUAUAGCAUUUGACUUUCAUAAAGAAUGCAGUCAUAUGAGGUGGGAUCGGCUACAGAUUUUAUUGGAUCAACUAGCUGAACAACAGGAUGAAUUUGGCUACUUUCUAGUUGAUUCUGAAGGCAAGGUGGUGAUGCAACAAGAAGGGACUUUCCGUAGUAACUGUAUGGACUGCCUGGACCGGACGAAUGUCAUUCAGAGCCUUUUAGCACGCCGCUCUCUUCAAGCACAGCUUCAGAGGUUGGGUGUGUUGCACGUUGGCCAGAGAAUUGAAGAACAAGCAGAAUUUGAGAAAAUUUAUAAAAAUGCAUGGGCUGACAAUGCAAAUGCUUGUGCCAAACAGUAUGCCGGAACAGGUGCCUUAAAGACCGACUACACAAGAACUGGGAAGAGAACUCAAUGGGGCUUGCUAAUGGAUGGCUGGAACUCACUCAUACGUUACUACAAAAACAACUUUUCUGAUGGAUUUAGACAGGAUGCUAUUGAUCUAUUCCUUGGAAAUUAUGCUGUGGAUGAAGUAGAUUCUCUCAGUCCUCUUCAUGUACACAAAGACUGGAAAUUCUUGGCUUUGCCUAUUAUUAUGGUGGUUGCUUUCUCCAUGUGCAUUAUCUGCUUGCUUAUGGCUGGUGACACAUGGACAGAGACGUUGGCCUAUGUGUUGUUCUGGGGAAGUGCAAGCUUUGGAACUCUUGCUAUCAUCCUUUACAAUGGCAAGGAUUUUGUAGAUGCGCCCAAACUCGUCCAGAAGGAGAAGAUGGACUGAAUUUGUGUGUGUGGAAAGCGGCUUGGUAGGGAUGGCUCCUCAAGCCACACUUGGAGCCUCUACUGACCUGCUUUCCACACCAACUCGUGGUCUUUUUAGCUUUCAUCUUUGCAGGUGAAAAAAUGAGUCCAAUUUGUCCCUUGGUGGUGGAAGGGAUUGACUGUUCUAGUUCUAUAGUCUCAGUGAUUGUUGGAGUAUUGCAUUUUCUGGUGAGCUUGCAUACACAGCAUUAGGGGGAUUGAGAAAGGAAAGCCAAAUAGUACUGUGGUCCUCUCUAGAGUGUGAACUGCAUUCUUAAAGGGACCUCCCAAGCUUUACAGUUCAGCGGUGUACUAUUGUCAAACCUUUCAGUCUUUCAAGAGAUGCAGUUCUAUGGAGAGAUCAAGAGAUCUAGCUGUUGCUAGAGUACUGUAUACUGAUACUAGUAAAAGCCUUGCUGUUAACAAUAACAAAACUUGCUGCUUAAUUAAACUUGUAGUUGGGCACCCAUGUAUUCAAAACAAAAUGUCAAUGUUAGCAAAUGCAGGGUUAUUUGUUCUUGCAUAUAUAUGCAUUUUCCUAAGAGUGGAGGAAGAGGUCCUUUCCCCCAAUCAAAUUGUAAGUCUCUCCUGCCCAUUCUGGGACUAUUGAUGCAAUAUUCUGUUAAAUCAUUGUUGAGAAGAUGGGGUGUACAACUUGGGUUUGUUUGGAAUGUGUCUUGCACUGCUUUAAUGAUCUUAGAGGACUUGGAUGACAAAUUUCAGUGUGACUCAAAAGUUCAUUUGUCUUUUUAAAAAAGAUAUAUAUAUAUAUGGAAUCAAAGAAUGUAAAACUGCUUAUUUGAACCCUCUUAUGCUAAAGGUCCAAAGUACUUGUUCCUUUCUGAAGCGUUGCAAACAGAGAACAUAUUUCCUAUUAAUUUGGCAAACCAGCUGCUGCUUAUACUGACUUGGAUUUUGUAGGGAUAAUCUGUGGAAGAGAGAAUAACUCAACUGAUAAACUUUCUUGGGUAAAUUCCAUGUUUUGCACUCGGGAUCAACAUCUGCUUGCUUUUUGUGCAUGAUGUAAUUAUAUUUCUCUACAACUGUAACUUUCACUGAAAAUGACUAAGAUAUAAUAGCCUUGUGCUGGUUAUCAAUAAAUGUGUGUCUCAAAUUUAGUGCUUCCAAGCUUUAUAUUAAAACUAGAUGAUCUGAAUCAAGGACCAAUUUUAAACUGUUCUCAUCCAUUUUCUAAUUACUUGUUUAGAACCAGACUUGAAUCUGCUUCAGGUGCUGCACAUUAUUUAAUAUUUCCUGUACUUACAACUGUAUAUUAAACAUUGCAAUUAUGAAUUUAAAUAUUAGAAUGUGUAGACUGCUAAGGUUGUCACUCAAAGCUAGAACUCCACUCUGCUGCAGCAUGUUCAUUGUAUGACUAUUGAACAUACUGUACAUACUCUGCAAGUGGCAAUUGUUCAUUUUAACCUUGAAUCUUUGAGGGCCUUUGAGUUUAAAUAUUCUCUCACAAUCACUUGUAAUAAAUAUAUGAAGCUCCUAUUUGCUUUUUAGAUGAUGCAGUGAAAAGAAUGAUUGGCAAAGUUGGUUUGAAAUAAAAACCCAAAAUCAUCUAUUCAAGUGUGGAAAAUGAAGGUGGCUUGUGUAUUAAAUGUUUGGUUUCAUUGUCAUAUUGUGUGUUUGAAACAACUUCUGACUGGUCUUUCCAGUGCAUUUCCCAUUAAGCUGCAAUAGAGAAGCUACCUUGGGCAGCUAGGCAUUGUCAGUACAGAACUAAACUAUUGUAAGGUGGGGGAUUGGAAGAUUGUCUGUAUUCCAGGGCUUUGCAAAGAGGUUGCAUUUUAAAGUCCACAUACAAUGUAUUCCAACAAUAAUAAAACUCUUUUCUAAGUACUGA
Messenger RNA from Hemicordylus capensis (graceful crag lizard), 3869 nucleotides. It is a transcript of the gene SACM1L, whose product is annotated as SAC1 like phosphatidylinositide phosphatase. Bases 228 to 1997 code for a protein of 589 amino acids. Gene Ontology annotation, biological process: phosphatidylinositol dephosphorylation. Gene Ontology annotation, cellular component: endoplasmic reticulum. The transcript is spliced from 20 exons. The record is from RefSeq and is a predicted model, not a curated record. Lineage: Eukaryota; Metazoa; Chordata; Lepidosauria; Squamata; Cordylidae. Gene Ontology annotation, molecular function: phosphatidylinositol-4-phosphate phosphatase activity.